Mytilus trossulus (common blue mussel) is the source of this 3097-nucleotide messenger RNA. RefSeq names its product 2-hydroxyacyl-CoA lyase 1-like. Gene Ontology annotation, cellular component: peroxisome. Bases 29 to 1750 code for a protein of 573 amino acids. NCBI's taxonomy places the organism in Eukaryota, Metazoa, Mollusca, Bivalvia, Mytilida, Mytilidae. Gene Ontology annotation, biological process: fatty acid alpha-oxidation. Gene Ontology annotation, molecular function: thiamine pyrophosphate binding; catalytic activity; magnesium ion binding. The transcript has 18 exons. The record is from RefSeq and is a predicted model, not a curated record.
UCUUGUCUUUUCCCACGUGACUUACAAAAUGGCAGACGACACGAAAACCAUGGACGGUGCUCAUAUACUUUGUACUGCACUGAAAGCUCAGGGAGUUGAGUACAUGUUUGGAAUUGUUGGAAUUCCUGUCACAGAAAUAGCAAUGGCAGCACAGGAAGUUGGAAUAAGAUACAUAGGGAUGAGAAAUGAACAAGCAGCAUCCUAUGGUGCUUCAAUCAUUGGCUAUAUGACAAGAAAACCUGCUGUUUGUCUGGUUGUCUCUGGACCAGGACUGGUACAUGCCUUGGCUGGCAUGUCAAAUGCUAUGGAAAACUGCUGGCCAAUGAUUGUGAUUGGUGGAUCAAGUGAACAAGACCAGGAAGGGAUGGAUGCUUUUCAGGAGUGUCCUCAGGUUGAUAUUGCACGUCCUUUCUCAAAAUAUACAGCAAGACCAAAUUCAACAGGAAGAAUUCCUUUCUAUGUUGAAAAGGCAGUGAGAUUUAGUACCUUUGGUAGACCAGGUCCUGUGUAUUUAGAUUUUCCAGGCAACAUGAUUAAUCAGAAUGUCCUUGAAAAAAAUAUCAGUCCUUUUGUUGUAUGUCCACCACCUCCAUUGACCUUAGCUGACCCUGACAAAGUGAGAGAUGCUGCAGAUUUAUUGUACUAUGCCCAGAAACCUCUUGUUAUUAUUGGGAAAGGAGCUGCAUAUGCACAAGCAGAAAAUUCUGUCAGAGAGCUAGUGGAAGGAUGUAAACUGCCAUUCUUACCAACACCAAUGGGUAAAGGUGUACUACCAGAUGACCAUCCACUGUGUGUGGCUCCAGCUAGAUCAAAAGCAUUGCAAGAAGCUGAUGUAAUAGUGUUACUUGGUGCUAGGCUUAACUGGAUUCUGCACUUUGGUCUACCUCCAAGAUUCAAUCCAAAAGUCAAAAUUAUCCAGAUUGACAUAUGUGCAGAACAGAUGGGAAACAAUGUACAGUCAGCUGUCUCUCUUGUUGGAGAUUGUGGUGCUAUAAUUCAACAGAUAAAUGAUGUUUAUGGAAAAAUGCCAGGAAGAUUUGCUUUCAGUACCAAAUCACCUUGGUGGAAAACAUUGAAUUCUAAAGUUCAAGCUAAUCAGAAAUCAGUACAGCAAAUGAUAGAUGACAAAUCUGUUCCAAUGAAUUACUUUGCUGCUUAUGAUGAGAUAAGAUCACUACUACCAAAAGACUGCAUUAUCGUCAGUGAGGGAGCUAACACAAUGGAUAUCAGUAGGACCAUGAUACUGAACAGUCUGCCUAGACACAGAUUAGAUGCUGGAUCAUAUGGAACAAUGGGUGUAGGACUUGGAUUUGUUGUUGCAGCAGCAGCUUGGUGUAAGGAUCAUACCCCAAAUAAAAAAGUUGUAUCCAUUCAAGGAGACUCAGCUUUUGGAUUUUCUGGGAUGGAGUUGGAGACGAUUUGUAGAUACAAACUGCCAGUUGUAAUGAUAAUUAUGAACAACAAUGGCAUUUAUAAUGGAUUGGAUGGAGAGUCAUGGGAAUCACUACAGGAUACAGAUCUUCCUUUAAAUCUUCCUCCAUCAUGUUUGACUGUUGAUGCUCAUUAUGAGAGAAUGAUAGAAGCUUUUGGUGGCAAAGGAUAUUUUGUCAGGACUGCAGCUGAAUUAAAAUCUAGUCUAACUACAGCAUUAAACAGCAAGGAUCAAAUCUCUCUGAUAAAUGUGAUGAUAAGUCCACAAGCUCAGAGAAAACCCCAGGACUUCUUCUGGCUGACAAAAUCAAAGAUGUGAUAACUGUAUACCAGUAGUUAUUUUUGCUACUUAUGGAUUUGAUUGAGAAUCCUGGACUAAUUCACUGCUUAAACAGAACAGCAUAGGUUGUUACUUGUCAUUUGUUUUAGUCAUAAUAAUUAGAAUGAUAAUCAUAUUGCCAAUUACAUGUAGAAAACAAAACAGAAAGAAAAGGUUGAAGAGAAAAUUCAAAUAUAACGUAAACCUCCAUUAACAUUGUGAACUUUUAAUGAAGGAACAGAUAUAAAAAUGUAAAAAAGAGUCAUAUAUAAUAAUACAUUGUAGUUAUGAAGGAAGUAUCUUAUUAUCAUUAGUCAUAAAAAUGCAACAUAAAAUAUGUGACAGAUAUCAAAUAAUUGACCACAGUGCCAAAUUGCACGAAGAACAACAUUUUAACAGGACUAUCUUUGAAUAGGUUGCAAUAAAUUUGUUAUUCAUCAUGAUUUGCAUCAUAGUACAGGGUUGUCUGCUCUUUGGUCAGGUUGUUGUCUCUUUGACAUAUUCCCCAUGUUCCCCAUUUGCAUUAACAAUUUUAUUUAGGAGAUUUGAACAUCAGUAAACUACAGUUGAAUCUAAUUUUCAGACAUGAUUUAUGUUAAACUGAAAUAUCUCCUUUUAGUUCUCUCCCUUAACCUUUUGAUAAAAAAUCAUUAAGUAAUAGGAAGCAAUUGUUAAGUUCGGAAAAAAUACUUUAUAAUUUUGGUACGAUAAACAAUAAAAACAAAGGUAACAGAAGGAACUAGCUAAACAUAUAAAACAUAUGCCAUCCAAAACUUGAAAUUGAACAUCAUUAUUACAUUUGAUCUCAAUUCAGUUCGAAUUGAAUUUAUUCAACCUUUUACAGUGCUAACUUAAUGCACAUCUUACAACAUUCUUGGUCUCAUUUACAUGACAGAAGUCAUGAAUAUAUAUUAUAUAAAGAUCUUUGUAUCAGAAGCCAAUUCAUUAAUGAUAUUCUGUAACUUGCACAAACUAAUAUAACUGAUAGAUAUGUGGAAAAAAAGAUAAUCAAAUUGGUAUGAUUGCAAUGAGAUCCUGAAUGUAAUGUUGUGAGAUCUUUGUGUAUUUAGCAUUAAUGAAAGGCCUACUAAGAUGUUAUUUCAAUAAUAUUAACCCUUUAUUCCCACCUUCUAUAAUUACACAUUUAUUUAUCAGUAGGUGAUCAUUUUAUCAUUUACUUCCUAACACAUUAUGCUACAGUGACAACAAGAAUGUUUCCAACGUCAAUAGACCAUUUCACAAAUUUUACAAUUUAACUGUUUGUGGUGUUAUAUCCCAUCAAACAAGCAAAUAAACAUGCAGAAUGUAACACCUGAUGCUGGGCAAACUUUCAAUAUGAAUUUUAAU